This is a messenger RNA of Colius striatus (speckled mousebird), 2567 nucleotides long. It is a transcript of the gene RETREG3, whose product is annotated as reticulophagy regulator family member 3. The coding region runs from base 2 to 1414 and encodes 470 amino acids. NCBI's taxonomy places the organism in Eukaryota, Metazoa, Chordata, Aves, Coliiformes, Coliidae. The record is from RefSeq and is a predicted model, not a curated record. The transcript is spliced from 9 exons. Gene Ontology annotation, biological process: reticulophagy.
GAUGGCGGCGCCCGUGUCUGCCCCGCUUCCGGCGGCGGCGGUGGGAGCCGCCAUGUCGGCGGCGGCGCGCGCGGGGCGGGCGGAUGUUGAUGCCGUGAGGGGAGCGAUGGCGGCGCGGCCGGACGAGCGGCAGCGGCGGGUGCAGGCGCUGAGCGCGGCCCUGCGCGGCCGCCUCGGGCCUUACGAGCCGCUGCUGGGCGCCGUGCAGGCCGCGCUGGUGUGGGAGCGGCCGGGCCGCAGCGCGCUGUGCUGGGCGGCGGCGCACGGCCUCUUCUGGUUUUUUGCUCUGACUUCUCUCCGCUUGCUGUUCCUGGUUUCACUUACCCUCAUAGUAAUACUUUGUGUAGAUCAGUGGAAGAUAAAAAUCUGGCCUGAAAUUGGAGUGGCGAGACCUGACGAAUUAGACAAUGAGAGCUGGGGAUACAUUCACCCUCGGCUGCUGGGAGUGCCAGAGCUCUGCCACCAUUUGGCUGAAGCAUGGGUGUCUGGGACCAACUUCUUCAGCAAUCUCUUCAUUUUCAAGAGACAAAACCCUGGCAAGUUUUGCCUUCUAGUGUGUGGAGUCUUUACUUUCCUGGCUGUCCUGGGCCGUUAUAUCCCUGGGCUAUUGCUCUCAUACUUGCUGUUGCUCUUCAUCCUGCUGUGGCCCCUUGCUGUGUACCACAGAGUGGGGCAGCGCAUGUACAUGAAGCUGGAGCCAGCUCUGCAGCGGCUGGAUUUCAGCGUUCGAGGCUACAUGACAUCAAAGCAGAGGGAGAAGCAACUGCGUGGCCGAUCCUUGGGUCAGGAGGCUGCGGAUGAUGGGAGUGACAGUGAAGAGGAGCUUGCUGCUUUCUGUCCCAAGCUGGAUGACUCUACGUUUGCCAAGGAACUGGCAAUCACUGACUCGGAGCAUUCAGAUGCUGAGGUUUCCUACACUGAAAAUGGGAUGUUUAACCUUUCGAGGGGCCAGACUCCCCUCACAGAGGGAUCUGAAGACCUGGAUGGCCACAGUGACCCAGAAGAAUCUUUUGCCAGGGAUCUCCCUGACUUCCCAUCCAUCAACCCGGAAGUAACUGGCAUAGAUGACGAAGAUGACACCAGCAUUGGCAUCCCCAGCCUGGCUCUGCGCUCGCAAGUGACGGAAGAUCUGCACCUCCCUUACAGGCAGGAGGAAUCUGGUGCACAGCCACCUGUACAGUGCUUCACUAACUACAUGGCUGGCACCAUCACCAGAGAGAUGAUCACCCAGCUCGUCCUGUCAGGAGCCUCACAGCCGGGCUCCUCGCGCACCUGCAACCUCCAGAGAGCUGCAAACACUUACCUCAGAACAGCCAGCUCAGACUUGGACACUGAUGCAGAAGGGGAUGACUUUGAAGUGCUGGCUCAGUCUGAGCUGAAUGAACUGGAUCCUGAUGGCUCCUGGGGCCAGUAAGCAGCAAUCCCAUCACUGCCCUCUGGUUUUGUUACGCAUCAUGGAGGGGAAUCCUGGAAGGAAAAGCCUUGCACCCUUACCUAGGUCGUCUCCUGUGUGAGUGAUGUGACAGCCAGCCCUGGCUGGGAACACCACUGUGACUCGUGACUCUGUAGCCUCGCUUGGAUUUGAAAAUAAGCCACCCUGGUAAUUCACAGGGAGCAGACGAUGUGAGCUCCACAAUCACCCAUGCACUGCCCUGCGCUGUCUGCCAGGAUGCUGCUUCCUCCAAACCUCCUCACCGAAGACAAUGAAGCUGGUGUCUGCGGCUCUAGAGGCCACAGCUCAGACUGACUCGGCAUCACCGAGGACAAUCUUUGAAGCCGACCUUCCAGGGUUGAUGCGUAACCAGGUGAAUGGUUUCCUCUCCUUUUAGUUUCUGCCGUUUGAUGCUCUUCCGUCUUUUAAGAUAAACUGUUUCCCCUCACCUGAGAUGUGCACAGGAUCCAAGUCUUCUCUCCCAGCAAUAUCCAGUACCGGGUAGAAGCAAACCCCUUGCUCCUCCUGUCGCGUGGACACAAUGGCCACCGUGUUUGUACUUGCCAUGCCCAACCCCUCUCGGGUUCCAGCCCUCUGCUGAUGCUGUUUUGUAAAAGACCUAAUGGCAAUAAGACAUCUACUGUGAUGACUACAGGGUCCUGCAAAGAACAUCUACAUCUGGCAGCUGCUCUUGGAUGGCUUUUUCUAAAACGACAGACUAACCCUCGGCUGAACCCGCCCCCCACCCCGUGUCCUCCCCCUCAGCGUGGGCGGUGGCAACGCUGUGCUUCUCCUCAGCUGAUGGGGAUGUGUUUUUCUGAGGAGGAAACAGGCGAAGCUGCUCUGUCCCAGCUGGUUGUGGUCUGGCCAGGGGCCAGCCUGCAGCUUCCCAGGCUCCCGCAGUUCAGAGCCUGGGAGCGAGCAGGGGGCUGCUGGCCCAAGCAACUGCUGACCCAAGAGUUUGUGCCCGUUGCAGCUGCGUGACCGAACCAGCAGCUGCGGGUGAUGUUUUGUGUUGGCUGUGUGACCCCAGCCCUCGGGCCCCUGGCCCAGCUGAGCUCCCCCAUUGCUUUUUCUAAGCCAUAGAACCCAAUUCCUCUCUCGUUUGUGCAGUAAAGGACGAACCUCUUCUUCA